Psylliodes chrysocephalus is the source of this 1287-nucleotide messenger RNA. Lineage: Eukaryota; Metazoa; Arthropoda; Insecta; Coleoptera; Chrysomelidae. The record is from the annotation of a GenBank genome assembly.
AUGGCUUCUAUAGGGUCUAGUAGAAUUUGUGCACGGGUACACGAAAAACUGUGUCAGUGGGGACAUUCGCAAAUUGUAAAAAAAUCGACAGUGCGCGCAAAAAUUGGAUUUUACCCAUCUAUCAGGAAUUUCACGGACGACACUACAAAGGCACAGGCGCUGAAAAACGCCGUAGCAGCGGCCGCUGCUCAAACUACGACGACAUCGGGAUGCUGGCAUCCCUGUGUACGACCCGAAGUACCCGGUACCGCCCGUACCUUCGCCACCAUGAGAACCCAGCAACCCGGUUCCCUACCCGAGUACCAAGUGGAUCCGUACGCUCUUCUGGAGGACGAUCUCAGGGAUGUUUACGGAUAUAUCAGAAAUGCUCUUAGAAGAAAUACAUUCCAGGACAAUCUAUACGAAAUAGCUACAUAUUAUUUCGAUGGGCACGGGAAAGCGAUCAGGCCUAUGGUUACCAUUUUAAUGGCCAGAGCCAUCAAUUGUCAUAUGUAUAAAGAAAACAGUGGUCUGAUAGCGUCGCAACGAGAAGUAGCGAUGAUAUCAGAAAUGAUCCACACCGCGUCUUUGGUCCACGACGACGUCAUAGACCAAUCAGAUUUUCGGCGGGGUAAACCUAGCGUUAAUGUCAAAUGGAAUCACAAAAAAGUCACAAUGGCAGGUGACUUUAUUUUAGCAGUAGCAUCCAUGAUGAUAGCUAGGUUAAGAAAUAACGAAGUUACAUCAGUUUUAAGCCAAGUUGUGUCAGAUCUAGUCCAAGGUGAAUUUAUGCAGUUAGGAUCUAAAGAAACAGAAAACGAACGAUUUGCUCAUUAUCUACAAAAAACUUACAGGAAAACGGCUUCUUUGAUAGCCAACUCCGUCAAAUCGGUGGCCAUAUUGGCUGAAGGCGAUGAAAAAAUAACAGAGAUAUCGUACCAAUAUGGCAGAAAUUUGGGUCUCGCUUUCCAAUUGGUCGACGAUUUGCUGGAUUUCGUAUCGUCAGCGGAGGCCAUGGGUAAACCGACAGCGGCCGAUUUGAAGUUGGGUUUGGCAACAGCGCCCGUACUUUUUGCUUGCGAAAAGUACCCGGAGUUGAACCCGAUGAUAAUGCGACGGUUUCAAGAACCCGGCGACGUAGAGAAGGCGUUCGAACUGGUGCACAAAUCCAGGGGAUUACAACAGACGCAAUUCUUGGCGCGUCAGCACUGCCAGGAAGCGGUCAGGUUGGCCAACCUCAUAGACGAAAGUCCCUAUCAAAAAGGUCUUAUCGUAGCUGCCGAUUACGUCCUCAAUCGUAUGAAAUAG